AUUCAUUUUCCAAUAUUUCCACAGGUAUUUGAUCGUUUUACCUUUGAGAUCUUGCGUUAGUUUUGACGUGAUGAACUCGUUGUGUCGCGUUGGUCGGUCGUACAGUGCUAGCAUCCGUACUUUACCAUUCUUAAAAAGGUCAAGCAGAUGUUUUCAGCGGAGAGAGAAAACAACAUGUAAUUCUAUAAAAAUACUCGAGGCGAAAAGCGCAGUCUUGUGUACGUUGUGCUCGCGCACAAAGUCAGUGGGAUACGAAUGGAACCCAAUGAGAGCAUGCAUCCGACCCUACUCCACAACCACCGCAGCUGAGCCGGAAUCUGCGAGUGAAACCUCUGCCGAAUAUCACUGCAUAAUCGACGAUAAAGAAACUCCAUCUGGACCGGAAGAUUCCCACGAAUUCCAGGCGGAGACGAAAAUGCUUCUAGAUAUUGUCGCCAAGUCGCUCUACUCUGAGAAAGAGGUCUUCAUCCGAGAAUUGGUUUCAAACGCCAAUGAUGCCAUCGAGAAAUUUAGAUAUCUGUCUACUACAGAAGCAUCGGCGUUCACGGACGUCGAUCGUCCGCUUGAGAUUCAUCUUGCUGUCAACAAAGAUGCAAAGACGCUCACGUUUCAAGAUACUGGGAUAGGCAUGACACGCGAAGAACUUGUCGCCAACCUCGGUGUCAUAGCACACUCCGGCUCGAAAGCUUUCCUCGCGGAGCUAAAAAAUUCAAAAGGAGAUCCAUCUGGCAUUAUUGGACAAUUCGGGGUUGGCUUCUACUCGGCUUUCAUGGUGGCUGAUAAGGUGACCGUGUACACUCGUUCUGUAAAACCCGACUCGAAAGGAUACAUUUGGACCUCAGAUGGUGCCGGAUCUUAUUCAAUACAAGAAGGAGAGCACGUUCAUUCUGGAACAAAAGUUGUUCUACAUCUAAAACCGGAUUGCAUGGAAUUUUGCGACGAAGACCGGGUGAAAGGAAUAUUGAAGAAGUACAGCAAUUUCGUCGGAAGCCCAAUAUUUUUGUCAGGUAAGCGUGUGAAUACCAUCCAGCCUCUGUGGCUCAUGGACCCAAAAGAAGUCACUCCUGAAAUGCACGAGGAAUUCUAUCGCUUUGUUGGGUAUUCUUACGAUCGUCCGCGAUUUACUCUGCACUACCGAGCUGAUGCCCCGAUCAACGUUCGGUGCAUUUUGUACUUCCCUGAAGGGAAGCCGGGUUUGUUUGAACUUAGUCGUGAUGCUGACAUAGGAGUGGCAUUGUACUGUCGGAAAGUUCUGAUCAAACACAGAGCAGAAUCCUUGUUGCCCAAGUGGCUCCGUUUCGUGAAAGGAGUUGUCGAUUCAGAAGAUAUUCCGUUGAAUUUGAGCAGGGAACUUCUACAAGACAGCGCUCAAAUUUCGAAAAUUCGGACGGUUCUCAGUAACCGAGUUAUAAGAUUUCUACAGGAUCGCGCGAGAAAGGAAAAGGAAAGCUACGAAGAAUUCCUGCGAAAUUACGGCGUCUUUUUCAAGGAGGGCAUUUUGACGAGUCAAGAUCAGAUGGAGAAGGAAGAAUUAUCACGCUUGUUGCACUACGAAUCUUCUCAACUACCCCAAGGAGAAAAGGUUACCUUGGCCGAAUAUUGUAGUCGUAUGAAGCCUGGACAGCGGGAUAUAUAUUAUUUGGCCGCCCCAAGUCGCCAACUUGCUGAAUCAUCGCCGUACUACGAAGCUCUGAAAGAUCGCGAUGUCGAAGUUUUGUUCUGCUACGAACCAUACGAUGAGUUGGUGCUUGUUCAGCUGAGAGAAUUCGAUAAAAAAUACUUGACAUCGGUGGAAAAGCAAAUGCGACAAGAGAAGAAAACCGUGGAUUACGAUGCGGAUUCGAGUGGAUUAUCGAAAAGUGACGCGGAUGAACUUGUUGCGUGGACAAAGAAGAUUUUAUCUGGCAAAGCGCAUACAGUGCAAAUGACGGCAUUUCUUGAUGCUCACCCCUGUGUUCUUACUGUGGAGGAAAUGGCCUCAGCGCGCCACUUCGUUAGAACGCAGUUCUCACAGGUUCCUGAAGAAGAUCGAUAUCGCUUGUUGCAGCCGAGAUUUGAACUCAAUCCGCGACACUCCAUCAUUGUCAAGUUGAACAAACUGCGCACGAGUGACCCGGAAUUGGCCGAACUGGUUGUGAGGCAAUUAUUCUCAAAUUCCAUGGUUGCGGCUGGGCUUGUUGAGGAUCCGAGGAAUGCGUUGGUACACAUGAAUGAUCUUUUGGCUAAAGCUUUGGAAAAGCACUGAAGAAACUUCAAACGGGUAUUGAAUCAAUCUCUGUUUGCAAAAGGAAGACGCGCGUGCGGCUGGUCAAUGUGUGGUGUUGAAGUGUCGAUUCGUGCAAUUUAUAUUUUGAUCUUUACGAUCCCUGCGUUGCCAAGAAUACACUUGAGACGUGUGGUGUUA
Molecule: messenger RNA, 2404 nt
Organism: Notodromas monacha
Lineage: Eukaryota; Metazoa; Arthropoda; Ostracoda; Podocopida; Cyprididae
Source: the annotation of a GenBank genome assembly